GUUCUAGACGAUUGUUCGAAGAAGUCGAGAAAAUCGGACCGUGCUUCAACUCGAAUCGUUAUUAAAAUCAAAAUUUUUUUUAAACAAUUCGUUCUGCAUGAAAGGUCAACGAAUUGAUUGAUUAUUUGUUUUGGACUGUAAGAGUCAAAGCAGAAUUAAUUUUAUUUUGACCGUUAUAUAAUGAUGUUUUCAAGACGAUUUGGUUAUGUGGUCCGAGGAAAAUGUGAUUUAAUAAAUAAUUUAAAUAAUUUUUAUAUCUGACAUUGCGGGUGAUUAACUGGGUUUAUUUUUAACAUUAAUUCUAACACAUAUGUGAAUCGUAUGAAAUUGUUGUCGCUUUAAAAAUAAUUUACUUUUUGAAAAAAAAAAAAUCGAAGGCGUUCUCUUCCAAAAAUUUGAUAAAAAAAUCUCAGUUACAUAAUCGAAUCCUAGUGGUACUUUGAAUUAUCAUUUCGAAGCACUUCGGUGACAAACUUUAUCAAACUGAACAACAAAUAAGCAAUACGUCCACUUAAAAUCGUAUAAAACAUGACGAUUAAUGUCUACGAGUUCAUAAAAGUGAGGAAGAGAACAUAAUGUUAAAUCAUGUAAGAUGAAAAUGAAACCAAAAUAACUACUAAGUCUCAUUAAAAAUAUGUGCAAAGACGAUUUUUUAUUUCUAAAUUUAGCACUGCAAAAUUAAAAAAAGAAAUCGGAGCGGAGACAUUAAGCGAAAUAGAUUCAUGUGUUCGUUAAGCAAAUUUAGUAUCAUUCUUUUGACUUGGUGACAAAGUGACUUGUAAAUUAAUUAGCCAAUUAAUUACAUUAUUGACUUGUAAAUUGCAUAUAUUGAAACUUUCGGACGUAACAAAUACAAGAAAAUAAAAAAUAAAUAAAAAAUGCCGUGCUGUGGGAGCGUGGAGCCAAUUCGGUUCCCGAUCGACAUGUCCAAACAGAGUGAUGUGAUGCGGGGUCCGGAACAAAUUCACGUUUCAAAGUUUUACAAAGAAUCGAAAAAUGGAAAGUUUGUCAAUUACAUCAGUGAGGAUGCACAAACAUUAUACGAAACCUUUCGUAAAGGUGCCUAUGAAUCAAAUAACGGUCCUUGUCUCGGAUGGAGAGAAAGCCUUACAUCACCGUACAGUUGGAUAAACUUUAACGAGACUUUGCUACGAGCAAAAAAUUUCGGUUCCGGUUUGAUCGACAUUGGUAUUCAACCGCGACAGCUGGUUGGAAUUUACUCACAAAACCGUCCCGAAUGGGUACUAUUCGAGCAAGGUGCAUAUUGUUACUCACUGGUUGUAGUUCCACUAUAUGAUACACUCGGUCCGGAUGCAUGCGCUUUCAUCAUUAAACAGACGGAUAUGUCAACAGUCAUUGUCGAUGAUGAUAAGAAAGCUAAUCUGUUGUUGGAUAAAGCACCACGUGGCCUUAAAAAAUUAAUUGCAAUCAAGUCGGUACGAUCGGCAACACUACAACGGGCUAAAAAUCGUGGCGUCGACAUUCACACAUUCGAUGAAAUUGAAAAAUUGGGGGCACAAAGUGAUCAUCCGGAAGUGCCACCGACUCCAGAUGAUAUAUGCACCAUUUGCUAUACGUCUGGGACGACUGGAAAUCCAAAAGGCGUGACAUUGACGCAUAGGAAUGUGGUGGCUGGUGUUUGUGCUGUGCUGUUGCAAUUAGGUGACCACAGGCCGCGUGUAAAUGAUGUCAUGAUGUCGUUUUUGCCUUUGGCGCACAUGCUGGAAAGAUGCUGCGAGAAUGGCAUGUAUUAUUCAGGUGGUUGUGUUGGAUUCUACUCUGGUGAUAUCAAAGAAUUGACAAACGAUUUAAAGGCUUUGCGGCCGACGGUGAUGCCAGCAGUUCCACGACUGUUGAAUCGAGUGUAUGACAAAAUACACACCGAAGUUUCAAAUUCUGCCAUUAAGCGGAUGCUAUUCAACAUGGCGAUUAAAUCAAAGGAAGCAGAAAUGAAGCGCGGCAUAAUUAGGAAAAACACAAUUUGGGACAAAAUCGUUUUUCGUAAAGUCCAAGAGGCGUUCGGAGGAAAUCUUCGAUUAAUGGUUGUUGGAUCAGCACCGUUGGCUGGCAAUGUUCUUACAUUCAUUCGUUGUGCCCUGGGUUGCUUAAUUGUUGAGGGCUAUGGUCAAACUGAAUGUACUGCUCCAAUCACAUGCACAGUUCAGGGUGAUAGUGUACCCGAACAUGUGGGACCGCCCGUAUCCUGCUGUUGUAUAAAGCUCGUCGAUGUACCUGAAAUGGAAUAUUUCGCAUCCGAGAAUCAGGGUGAAAUAUGCGUCAAAGGGGCGAAUGUCUUUCAAGGAUACUAUAAAGACCCAGAACGGACUGCCGAAACAAUCGAUCCGAGUGGAUGGCAUCAUACCGGCGACGUUGGAAUGUGGUUACCGAAUGGAACGUUGAAAAUCAUCGAUCGGCGGAAACACAUUUUCAAACUCAGCCAAGGGGAGUAUAUUGUGCCCGAGAAAAUUGAAAACAUUUAUAUUCGCAGUCAAUACGUCGAACAAGUGUUUGUCUACGGCGAGAGUUUGAAGAGUUGUAUAGUGGCUGUUGUUGUACCGGAUGUAGAUGUACUUAAAUGCUGGGCUGUCGAAAAUAACAUACCAGGAACAUUGUCGGUUCUGUGUAACAAUACCAAAGUUAAAGAUCUGAUACUAAAUGAUAUGCUGACAUGGGGCAAGCAAGUCGGACUAAAAUCGUUUGAACAAGUAAAGGACAUAUACCUUCAUCCGGAUCCAUUUUCCGUGCAGAAUGGUCUACUUACCCCAACAUUCAAAUCCAGAAGGCCUCAAUUGAAAAGCUACUUUAAGCCACAAUUGGAGGAUAUGUAUUCGCAUUUCGAUUGAAAAGUACUAUUGCAAAUUAAUUUUUAUAAUUUAUUAUUAUGAAUAUGGAAUCAAAUUUGUUGUUUCAUUUUAUAUGAUGAUUUAGAAAUUAAAUUAAAUUUUAUUGCAAAGAAGGAGAAGAAGAAAAAACCCUUAACUGAAAUUUACAUAUUUUUUUUGUUGUGAUUGUGUGAUGGUAUAAAAUAGAAUCUUUGUUUCUUUCUCUCGUUUUGGUUUAGUCUUUAGGGAUUUUUUUCGGUUAAUUUUUUUUUUCAAAAUUGUUUGUAGAUUAAGAAAAUUUAUUUCGUUUUCUUUAGUUAGAAGAAAAAAAUGUUUUCAAUUAAAUGAGAUUGUAAGAAAUCGUUUUUUUAUGUUAUAAUGGCGUAGUAUUCACAGUUUACUUAUAGAUCUGUUAACUGAACAAUCAAAUCGACACUAAUCGAGAUAACAGUAAAUUCUCGAUGCAAAUUCAAUCGAGGGGUUUUUUUAAAAAUGAAAAAUUCUCAGACAACUUUUAGAGGAUUUUCCUGGAAUGUCAACGCUUAUCGAGUCUUAAGAGUUUUCUUAAAUUUCGAAUGGUUUCAUAGUCAUUUUUGGGUUCAAUUUUAAUACACAUUUUUAGCAAAUUGGGGGAUUUCCUUAAAAAAAUUUCCAAAAAAAGGAAUUUUCUAGCAGAUCUGCCAAAGUCUCAGAAUUUUUGUAAGAAAAUACCUUGAAAUUGUACUUGUAAGGAUCUUUUGUCAUAAUAUCUUUCGACAAUGGUUCAGGAACGUUUGAAAAGUAAAUUCAAGUGUAAAAAUUACGUUGGGUAUUUGGCGUUUUGUGAUGGUUUCAGACUGUAACAAAAAAGACUAUUUCUUGUAACGAUUUCUUGCUCUUUGUGUUUGAAAAAUUCAAUCAAAAUUUAACAAUUUCAAUAAAAACCCAUCAGUGAACCCAACUUACUCAAAUGAGGGGCCUAAUAGAAAUAGUAAAGUUAGAAAAAUAAAAGAAAAAGUUUUCUUGUUCGUUCAAGCAUUUUAGAGGUGAAAUUUGAGAGGCGCCGGCGUUAAUUUUUUUUCGGCUGUCGUAUCGGUUUCUACGAUUUAAAAAGAGUUUUCGUUGUCUAGUUUAACCAUCUCCCUGAAUAAAAUAAUGGAAUUUUCGACCAGUUCAUAGAUUCCGAACUGUGAAUACUACAUCCUAAAGUGACCAAAUUAUUUAUUUAGACAAUUUGCGUGAAAAACAUUGAAUCUAGUCCAUUGGUCAAAUCAAAAAAACACGUUAGAAAAAGCAAUAACCAAAACUUGAUAACAUUUAAUUUGUAGUUUUUUAUUAAAAUGAAUGUCAAUUUUAUACAAAAACCCAGUUAAUUUAGUGAAAGAGGAAUUUGUAGACAAAAAAAGGAAAGGAGAGUAAAAGAGCAAAACAAUAAAAGUAAAAAAGUAAAAUGAAAACAUUGUUGUAACAUAAUUGAAAAAGAAAAUCCUUUUCUUAAUAAAGGAGGACAGAACCGGCAUAAUGAAAGGCGUAGUGAGAGUAUUAUUUGGAAAGGAAAAUGUAAUCGAAUUAAAUGCGCAUUAAAUUAAUGGAUAUCAUUGUAUCAUAAUAAAAAAAAAACCAUGAAACGUUGUUUUGUAAAAGAGAAAAAAAAAUUGUUAUAUUCCCAAUGUGGCGUAUAUGCAGGAAAAACAGUUGACAGUAGAUUAGUUAUAGCAAAUUUUAACCUAGUCAAUGAGAGGGCUUAAGUUAAAUUAACUAAAACUUUAAACAAAGAAGUAAAACAAAUCACAUAAUUCAAUCUCAUAAACAAAAAAAACGUAAUUAGGGUAAAUAUUCAAAUCAAUUAAUUGGUUAUUUAAUUAACAAAAUAUUCUAUUUGAUCCUUCUAUUAGGUGCAUCUGCUGUUCAGAUUAUUAUUUUUUUUAAAUAAAUAUUUACGAGGUCGAUGUAUCAAGCGUUUAUCAAUAAUACACCUUUCUAACUGAACAGGAACAACGUUUUUUUUAUACAAAUAGACUAAGAUCGUUUACAUCUACACAUCGAUGACGACAAAAUACACAAUAGUUAAUAACUAUUAGUUAUAUACAAUACGAACGAUAAAAAAGAGUUAAGUUUCCGUGUGAAUUUUAUGGAUCCGAAGCGAAGCCGAGGUCAAUAAACACACGAAAGCGAUACUUUUAUACCGAGUCAUGUGAUGGAUUUUACAUGCUUUUGAAACCUAAACCAAUUUUCUUGUUUUCCCUAGGUGUGUAAGCCACUUUCAACCCUAGGGAAAACAAAAGCAUGUAAGACAUAUUUACUCUUACAUCGUCCUAACGUAAUGCUAAAAAUUGAUGAAGUCAAAGAUUGUUCAAUACAUUACGCAUCUGUGGGAAAUUUUGGUUAUCUGCUAUGGUGAAGGUGGUAUAGCAAGCGAUCCAAUUUCCUGAGUAAAUAAUCAUAGGUUACAUUGGAUGUCGCGAAAGUAAUUCAUUGCAUGAGGUAGCAAGUUUAUGAUAAAAACAAACUUAUAAGUGUGUUUUUGAGCAUCAAUCUUCGGUAACUGUAUUUUCGGCAAGUAUACAGUUGGUAUAUCCGAAGGUGAGUUGUGAGUUAUACAACUACAUUUGUUGAAAAACAGUUGCCGAAUCAAGAUGCAACCAUACACACGAGUGUGUUUGCGAGUAUUUUAAAGUUGUUUCCGAAGUUCGUAGCAGCGUCCAAUGUAGUCUGGUUUACUACUUGCUCUGUGCAAAAUUGAUUUCCACAUAAGAAAAUGAAUCAAAAAUAUUCCACAUUACACGAUCGUUUUCGCAGGGGGCAAAUUCGCAAUGGUCAACUUUCGCAUGGGGUAGGUAGUAAAUAAGUGACACGAUUUGACACACUGCAGUAGACAGACUGAAUAGAUUCGAUUAUUAUUCUGCUGAUAGGCUUUCAUUCUGCAAAACGUUAAUAAUAUAGGGUGAAGUUUAUAAUUUACGAUUUAUGGAACUAAACGUUUUUGACCGUCGGUUUCAGUA
Molecule: messenger RNA, 5803 nt
Organism: Bradysia coprophila
Lineage: Eukaryota; Metazoa; Arthropoda; Insecta; Diptera; Sciaridae
Product: long-chain-fatty-acid--CoA ligase 1
Biological process (GO): fatty acid metabolic process
Cellular component (GO): membrane; endoplasmic reticulum
Molecular function (GO): long-chain fatty acid-CoA ligase activity
Source: RefSeq, a predicted model, not a curated record